Molecule: messenger RNA, 3250 nt
Organism: Stegostoma tigrinum
Lineage: Eukaryota; Metazoa; Chordata; Chondrichthyes; Orectolobiformes; Stegostomatidae
Gene: sec63
Product: SEC63 homolog, protein translocation regulator
Exons: 21
Coding region: 83-2362 (759 amino acids)
Biological process (GO): SRP-dependent cotranslational protein targeting to membrane; post-translational protein targeting to endoplasmic reticulum membrane
Cellular component (GO): Sec62/Sec63 complex
Molecular function (GO): RNA binding; transmembrane protein transporter activity
Source: RefSeq, a predicted model, not a curated record
CGCAGUGCCACGUCCAUGCUUGGGUCGGAGGAGCCGAGGGCCCGGCAGAAGAGCUGCACCAGUGUCGGUCACUCACUCAGUAAUGGCUGGCCAGCAGUUCCAGUAUGACGAUAGUGGCAAUACCUCCUUCUACUUUCUCACGUCGUUCGUGGGACUUCUCGUCAUCCCGGCUACUUUUUACCUCUGGCCCAGAGAUCAGAACGACGAGGAACGCAGGAUAAAGACGUUAGGAAAAGUUCAUAGGAAUUGCUUAUGGUACCGGUUACGGUCAGGAAAAUCUGGUCACAGUGCGAUUCCUACGCUAAAAAAAAUAGGGCUGAUUUCCGGAUGGGUACUCCUCUGCUGUCUUUUGUACAAAGUUUCAAUAAUAGAAAACCGAGAAAAAGAAUACAAUCCAUAUGAAGUGCUUGGGGUCGAUCCUGGAGCCUCUGUGGCGGAAAUUAAAAAGCAGUAUCGACAGUUGUCACUCAAACAUCAUCCAGAUAAAGGAGGUGAUGAAGUCUUGUUUAUGAGGAUUGCAAAAGCCUAUGCUGCUUUAACAGAUGAAGAGUCUCGCAAAAAUUGGGAAGAAUAUGGCAAUCCAGAUGGUCCACAAGCUACGACUUUUGGCAUAGCACUUCCAUCAUGGAUUGUAGACCAGAAGAACUCCAUGCUGGUUUUGGCUGUAUAUGGGUUUGCAUUCAUGGUGAUUCUUCCAGUGGUUGUGGGAACGUGGUGGUACCGUUCUGUUCGAUACAGUGGUGACCAGAUUCUUAUUCACACAACACAGCUGUACAUGCAUUUUAUGAAUAGGACUCCAAAUAUGAACAUGAAACGCCUCAUAAUGGUGUUGACUGCUGCGUUUGAGUUUGAUCCACGCAGUAAUAAAGAAGCAGUCAUGAGACCAACAGACAAUGUCGAAAUACCUCAGCUUAUUCGGGAACUCGGAAAUGUUAAUGAAAAGAAGAAGGAGCUCCCAUUUUGUUUACCAUACAGUGUAAAGUCAAGGGUUCUGCUCCUUGCACAUCUUUCCAGGCUGGAAAUUUCCCAAACAUUGGAAGAAGAUUAUUGGUUUGUUAUACGCAAGUGUCCUACUCUCCUUCAGGAAAUGAUAAAUGUUGGCUGCCAGCUGACUAUGAUGGCCAAUACCCGAGGAGGAAUCCAUGCUCCCCGUUUGGAGUCCAUUGAGAACUGUAUGAAACUGUCUCAGAUGUUGGUGCAGAGCCUGUGGGAGUCUAAAUCUCCUCUACUUCAGCUUCCACUCUUUGAAGAAGAACACCUGAAAUACUGUUUGUCUAAGAAGUACAAAGUCCGAACAAUUCAGGACCUGGUUAGCAUGAAAGAUGCUGAUCGUCGUAAUAUGUUGCGGUUUUUGAGUGAAGAGAAAUAUGAUGAGGUCAUGGCAGUACUUGGGAAUUUCCCUCACGUUACCAUGAAGAUAAAACUGCAAGUAUUGGAUGAUGAGGACAGCAGUAACAUAACUGCAGGAUCAAUUGUCACUGUCACUGUGACACUUCACAGAGAUGAUAUGGCUGCGAUCUUUGAAAAGGAACAAGAACAAAGUGCCUGUAUAAAUGAAGAACAAGAAAAUGAUGACAUACAAGGAACUGCUGGUGCGAAAAGUAAAAAGAAGGCCUGGCAGAAGAAUAAAGGAGCCAAGAAACCUGCAAAAUCUAAGAAAAAGAAACAAGCAAAAAAGAAAGGGGCAACACAGACGACACAACAGCCAGCAGAGCAACAAAAGCAGAAGCCAAAGCACAGUCAAGCCAACGGCUCCGUUGUGGCAGGCAAUGAUCCAGCACACAGAGAGGAGGAAGAUGACGAUUUAUCAGAUAAAGGGAGUGAUUCUGAGGAAGAGACAACCAACAAAGAUUCCCAAAGUGAGAAGGAUGAUGAUAGUGACAAAGAAACAGAGCAUGAAGAGAAGGACGAUGAAGCAGAAUGGGAAGCACUACAGCAAAGUAUCCAAAGAAGAGAGCGGGCCCUACUUGAAACCAAAUCAAAGAUUACCCAUCCAGUUCAUACCCUAUACUUUCCUGAGGAAAAACAAGAAUGGUGGUGGCUUUACAUCGCAGACAGGAAAGAACAUACAUUAAUAUCAAUGCCAUACCAUGUAUGUACUCUUCGAGAAGAGGAGGAGAUUGAAUUGAAAUUCUCUGCACCAUAUAAACCUGGCAAUUAUCAGUAUUCUGUGAUCCUGAGAUCUGAUUCUUACAUGGGUUUAGAUCUAAUCAGGCCAUUAAAGUUUGAAGUCCAAGAGGCAAAGCAAAUACCAGAAACUCAUCCACAGUGGGAUAUUCCAGAGACGGAAGAGGAGGAGGAGGAUCAGGAAGACAGUGAGGGAAUUGAGGACAGUGAAGAGGAGGAAGAAGAUAAUGACUAAAGUUAUUGACAGACUACUUUUCAAAAACGCCACAAUGGAAAACGUGUUGUACACAGUUCCAACAACUGCUAUUCUGAUUAACUUAACCAUGUACAAGAAAUAAAAUGGGGGAAGAAAGGGAACAUGGUAACCGUCAGUAUCAUUUCAGCAAUUGGCUGUGUAGUUUUUGAAAAUGUGACUGUGACAUGUACUCUAAAGCACAGGGGUUCAGUUGUCUGAUACAACGACAUGCCACCUUUUGAGAGUGCCCUUAAUGUCGCUUAAACCAUGUGGGAAGUGGGGGAAUUAUCGGUUUCAAAAUCAGUUGCUUUUUUUCCCCAUUUCUCCCCCUCCCCCCCCCCCUCCCCCCACACCCACAAAUUGUGAAAAGAUUAUUCACUACAGAGAAAAAUGCGCCGCAGAGCUGAGCUGUAUCCUGAAAUAAACUAAUGCCUCCGGAGAUGCAUUGGGACCAUGUUUUGAAGUUUUAUUCAGUGUUCAACCACAGGGUCAGGAUAAACAGAUGGAUGAUUGAAUUUAUUGCAAUAGUUAUCAGAUCUAAGGAGUUUGAAUUUAGUUAAUAUGAAUUAGCAAGAACUUUUUAAUCAAUAAUACACAAACCACCAUUUAAUUCAUUGAUUGGAUUGGAAGAAACAAGUCUGUUGUAUACAUUUCUGCUACUUUUGUUUACAUGAAAUUAUAAAUGGGAAAUAUAUCCGUCUAUAUUCUUUGUAUUUAAAAUAGUUGCAAAUAAAAUGGCAAACGUUUUUAAAAUGUAAAACGUUAUUUUGUAGUUUUGUCCGGCAGCGAUCGAUCUGCAGUGAUGAGCUAUCACGGACAGAUGAACUGUAAGCCAUCCAGAUGUGCAGAGAGGACUAAUAAAAUCAAGGAACUGCAAUGCUAAUAAAA